Messenger RNA from Oldenlandia corymbosa var. corymbosa, 2315 nucleotides. NCBI's taxonomy places the organism in Eukaryota, Viridiplantae, Streptophyta, Magnoliopsida, Gentianales, Rubiaceae. The record is from the annotation of a GenBank genome assembly.
UAUUACUUGGCCCAAACAAUCAAACAAGUAAAAGAAGAUGUAAGACAAAAAAAGGGGUGGAACUUUAAUACAGUGUACUAUUUGACUCGAUUAAUGUAUGUAUUCGUAUUGUGUAAUUGCAAACGUAGCUAGCUUGGAUUUCAUCGAAUGGCCGUAAUUAAAUUUUGAUUGAAGACAGAGCAGAGUGUCUAAGGGAAGUCCUCUUUAUGGCUGAUCAAGUUAACAUAAUACCAAGGGUGAAACUGGGAUCCCAAGGACUUGAAGUAAGCUUACUCUUUUUUUCAAUUUCCGGUGUUUAUCUAUCGAGCAAAUCGCAGCUAUGGCUUUUUACCUUUUUUGUUUUACUGGGACAGUAGUUGCUAUGGUUAUUCAAACCAGUUUUUAAGGUUUCUGAGCCACUUGUAGUUAGAAAAGUCUUGACAUGGGUUUCCUUUGACUUUUUGAGUGAGACUAUUUUGGCAGGCUUGAUCUUUAGGAUUCUAGGAAUUUCUUGAAUCGAAGUUUUUGCUUUGAUUUUACCUGCUCUGAUACCUGUUAUUGCUGAUAAGAACACACUGAACUAAUAUAUUAUAUAUGGAGAUUAUAAUUUGGCCGAAACAGGGUUAGGCCGUUGCUUUCCCAAAGCAGAAACAGUUGCAUCCCUCACAAAAGAAAUGUGUCCUUGAUGAAUUAGACCUCGUUGGCUUCUAAUUUGAUUGGAAUUUGUCAAUUUGAUGUAUGCCAAAUUCUCCAGUGCCCAGGUUUCAAAGUUGGGAUUCGGUUGUUUGGGUCUCAGUGGGGUUUAUAAUGCUCCUUUACCUGAGGCAGAUGGAAUUCACAUACUCAAGGAGGCUUUUGCUAAAGGAGUUACUUUUUGGGAUACUUCAGAUAUGUAUGGUUUGGAACAUGCAAACGAAUACCUGCUUGGGAAGGCAUUGAAGGAGCUUCCCCGUGGAAGUAUCCAAUUAGCCACAAAGUUUGGUGUGUAUAGAAGUGAAACCACUCCUUAUGCUGUAAAAGGCACUCCUGAUUAUGCUCGCGCCUGCUGCGAGGCCAGCUUGAAGCGCCUUCAAGUAGACUAUAUCGAUCUCUAUUACAUACAUCGAAUUGACGUAACAGUGCCCAUUGAAGAAACUAUGGGUGAACUUAAAAAACUGUUUGAAGAAGGUAAAAUAAAGUACAUUGGGCUAUCUGAAGCUAGCCCUGAUACAAUCAGGAGGGCACAUGUUGUUCAUCCCAUCACUGCUCUACAAGUGGAGUAUUCUCUCUGGACCCGUGAUAUCGAGGCGGAGCUGUUACCUCUUUGCAGGGAACUUGGAAUUGGAAUUGUUUCAUAUAGUCCAGUUGGUCGUGGGCUUUUUGGUGGGAAGGGUGUUGUUGAAAGUAUACCUCAAAACAGUCUUUUGGAAAGGCAUCCUAGAUUUACGGGUUCAAACUUGGAAAAGAACAAGGCAUUCUACUUCAACUUAACUAAGUUGGCAGAGAAACAUGGAUGCUCUACUGCCCAACUUGCAAUUGCUUGGAUUCUUCAUCAGGGUGAAGACAUUGUACCAAUCCCUGGAACAACCAAGCUUAGAUACCUGCAUGAUAACGCUGCUUCAUUGAAAAUCAAGCUCGCAGAGGAGGAUUUGGAAGAGCUGACUAAUGCAAUUCCUAUUAAUGAAGUUGCAGGAAAGAGGCUUGAGGAUUCUCGUUUUCAUUAUUCAUUUUACUACGCAAACACUCCACCGCCAAGGAAAUAAGCAUCACGAACUCUGCGCUCGCGGCCUCUCUGCCUCAGGCGCCUUCCUGCCGGCAGUCCUCCCAAUAGUUUCAUCGCCGAGGGCUUGCACCUGUCCUCUCAGUGAUCAUGGAGGGAUCCCUCCCAAGUUUCCAUUUUAUACAAAUGAUUCUUCAGUUAAACAAUGAGGACCUAUUGUUGCUGGUUGAUAUCCUCUGUCCGUUUUUGUCGCCCUUUGAAUCAUCUCAAAAUACGUCUCAAAAUUAAGAGUCCUGUUGAUUGCAUAAAAUAGAACAAAUUUGAUAUUGAAGAAUAAGUAUUACAAAUUCUGACUAGCUAGCUAUCCAUAUUGGGAAUCACACACACUUGUAGAGUGAAAGAACGAAUAAGUAUUGCUCCAACGGUGAAUGAGCAAGAAUGAGAAAAAAGCGCUGGCUGUAGUAAAAAUAGGUAUGAAAUUUGAUUGAACGAAAAUAUAAACUGGGAUAUAUUGAUCAUUUGAUCUGAUCUGGUACCAUCGUAUAUUAUUGAUGAUAUACAUAUGGAACGAUACUGGCUAUCUUGAUGUAGAACAAUACCUCCCGUGCUAGAAAUUUGAGUAGCACUCACCGAGUUA